Messenger RNA from Acomys russatus (golden spiny mouse), 780 nucleotides. RefSeq names its product foot protein 1 variant 1-like. The record is from RefSeq and is a predicted model, not a curated record. The transcript has a single exon. The coding region runs from base 1 to 780 and encodes 259 amino acids. NCBI's taxonomy places the organism in Eukaryota, Metazoa, Chordata, Mammalia, Rodentia, Muridae.
AUGGCAUACCCUUACACAGUGUGCACACCCACACUCACGCUCAGCACGCCAUACCCUUACACAGUGUGCACACCCACACUCACGCUCAGCACACCAUACCCUUACACAGUGUGCACACCCACACUCACCCUCAGCACACCAUACCCUUACACAGUGUGCACACCCACACUCACGCUCAGCACGCCAUACCCUUACACAGUGUGCACACCCACACUCACGCUCAGCACGCCAUACCCUUACACAGUGUGCACACCCACACUCACGCUCAGCACGCCAUACCCUUACACAGUGUGCACACCCACACUCACGCUCAGCAUGCCAUACCCUUACACAGUGUGCACACCCACACUCACGCUCAGCACGCCAUACCUUUACACAGUGUGCACACCCACACUCACGCUCAGCACGCCAUACCCUUACACAGUGUGCACACCCACACUCACGCUCAGCACGCCAUACCCUUACACAGUGUGCACACCCACACUCACGCUCAGCACGCCAUACCCUUACACAGUGUGCACACCCACACUCACGCUCAGCACGCCAUACCCUUACACAGUGUGCACACCCACACUCACGCUCAGCACGCCAUACCCUUACACAGUGUGCACACCCACACUCACGCUCAGCACGCCAUACCCUUACACAGUGUGCACACCCACACUCACGCUCAGCACGCCAUACCCUUACACAGUGUGCACCACACUCGCGUCUAGGUUUGCACUAUGUGUGUAUGUGAGUCACACAUGGUCAUUUUCUCUGAGAAGUUCUAAGAGAUAA